Messenger RNA from Scheffersomyces stipitis CBS 6054, 3025 nucleotides. RefSeq names its product tyrosine protein phosphatase (gene PTP3). The record is from RefSeq and is a predicted model, not a curated record. Bases 332 to 2881 code for a protein of 849 amino acids. NCBI's taxonomy places the organism in Eukaryota, Fungi, Ascomycota, Pichiomycetes, Serinales, Debaryomycetaceae. The transcript is spliced from 5 exons. Gene Ontology annotation, molecular function: protein tyrosine phosphatase activity. Gene Ontology annotation, biological process: protein dephosphorylation.
UUGAAGCUUAGCGUAGAUUUUCCGUCUUUCUUCAUUCCACUUGCCAUUUUAUCCUUGACUCUGAGUCUACAAUAAAGAUACCCGUAACAUCAUUACAUCAUUACAUCAUAGCAACAUACAUACUGCUCAAUCAGCCACAUCAUACACAUCAUACAUAUCCACUUGCUUGUCUGACACUCACAUCACUCAACAGAAGCGUAGAACCACCUGACUUUUAUCACUGACAUUGCCAUAUAAUCAUUUCAAAUCACAUCCGAUCAUCUUUGCCAUUUCUCUUGCCAUAACAUACCCACGCAAUUCACAACAAAUUCAAUACCUCACGUAACUUAGAAUGGAGACGAUGAGUUCCUCUCCGUCAAUAUGUGCCUCGCCUAACUUCACGUUUCCCUCCACGCCGUCUAAGCAGCCGGAAUCCACAGACUACUUCAACAAAUCAAAGCCGUCGGCCUCGCCUAAAUAUACCAGCACAUCCACAGCACGACAGCCAGAUUACUUUCGGUUCGCCGGAACCAUGUCGUCGCCCACAUCCACACCCGUAGCAUCCAAACCUUCAUCAAACGCAACGGUCAACGACUCCAUCGGCUCAAUAACCUCCAACACUUCUGACCUCACAAUCUACGAAACCUCAUCGAGAAGGACCAACGAUUCGCGUGAGACUCUUGUAGAUGAGGAAAAUGCAGAAACACGCAAAAUUCCCAAGUAUAAACACAACCACACAGCCUCAGCUUCGGGAGGCGAGUGCCACCACACACUUUUGAGCUUUAACGAAGUAGACGAGUAUGCCGUUCCCAAAAUGGCUUCGGCUAUCGAGUCUUCAUUUCCUUCUGCUUAUCGUUCAGGAAGAGCCGCCACUCUGGCUCCUCUCACUGUAGCUGUACCUCCUUCAAUGUCUGCACGUUUUGCCAAUCCUCCAUCUCCACUGACUCUCAAGAAACAGAUCACGUUACCUUCUCUUUCCCUAAAUGGCAGCAGUCUUUCCCUUGAUUCUGUUAAGUCGGAGCAAAUGAAAAGACUUAGCUAUUUGCCUUCACAGAACUACAAACAGCAGAUAGAGAAGUUGAAUCCAGAUCGUAUUAAGUACUUUUCUCUAAACGAUAUAACGAUUCCUACCAACGAUGAGCAUGUCUUGGUUAUCGAUAUCAGACCGUUUACUGACUUUGCCAAGCUGCACAUUACUAAUGCGUUGAACAUCUGUCUUCCUUCGACAUUGUUGAAACGUCCUAACUUCACACUUAUCAGAUGUAUCAAUUCUUUGCCUAAUGCCGAAAAGGUAAGGUUCAACCAGUUUCUUCUGGAGCUGUUCAACGGUAUAAUAGUUCUUUAUGAUUCGAUGCCCAACUCGUCCAACUUGUUCCACAUGGUUAACAAAUUUAUCAACUGUAACGUCUUCAUGGAGUCUAAGCACCAGAUCCAUCUUGUAGACUCUUCCAUCCAUCAGUUUGCUGAGCAGUAUCCCAGUUUGUUUGACACUGAUGUGACGUCAGCAUCAUCAGCAAAUGUAGAUUCUUUGAAUAAUUACUUGCCGCCCAUCAUUGUCACGGAGAAGUACCGGUCUCAUUCGGUAUCAGACCUUCUGCCCUGCCAGAGAUCUACACCUACUUCUUCUUCUAUAGAUAAGACGAGUACGCCAAUCCUCAGCAACUUCUCUUUGCCAAAGCCGAAGGCUAAUAUCUUCAAGUUGAGACACAACGAAGAUUUGGCUAACUCAGCCGUUUCUUCAGCGACUUCCUCUGCAUCUGAGGCUUUGAGCAAAAACGCUAUUAGUUUGUUCAAGUUGAAGAACUUGCCUGACGACAGAACGACAUUGCCCAAAUGGAUUCGGUCUACGGUUGUGGAUGGAACUAAGAUCAACGACGACUUCUACUCUUUGGAGAAGUUUGAGCAGAAGAGAUUGAUUUCAGCAUUAACUUUGCAAAGACCAAACUCGUCCAACAACGUUGUUUUAUCACCUUUGGCAGAAGGAGAAGUUGCACCAACAAUCAGUUGCGGAAUUGAGUAUGGCCACAAGAACAGAUAUAAGGAUAUUUUCUUGUACGAGCAUUCGCGUGUGAAAUUGAAUGACAGUGAGCUUGAGGAAGAGGAACGUGAUACUGAAGAUUACAUCAACGCCUCGUAUUUGAAUCCUAUUCAGACUGUAGAAGGAUUGACGGGUCUAACUCCUAAGUUUCUUAAGCAUCUCAAGUAUAUUGCAACUCAGGGACCUAUGGAGGAGACAAUGGGAGAUUUCUGGAAGGUCAUUAUCAAUUUGCAGAUUCCAAUUAUCAUUUCAUUGACAGAUGAGAUAGAAAACGGCGUAAUGAAGUGCUCGCCAUUCUGGAAGAGCGGAGUAUACAAAUCUAACAAAAGUUCUAUAACUUUAAGAUUGCAGAACAGUAAAACUGUCAACGAUUACUUGAUUAUGCGUUCGUUUGACAUGACUAUGACAGAUGCAGUACACCACAAAGUGUUACAACUUCAGUUGUUGUCGUGGCCGGAUAUGGGCACAGUUCUGACUCCUGUAGAUAUUAUCCAAUUGAUCCAGUUGAAGAGUUAUCUUUUGGACCAUUUGAAGUUGGGUGAGAAUUGCGAGUACCCAACUGCUAUUCAUUGUUCAGCAGGAUGCGGCAGAACAGGAACUUUGUGUACCAUUGACACUAUCAUCAACAUCUUGAAAAACAACCACAGCACAGAGUUGCUAUACGAUCCAGUUUAUAACAUAGUCAACAACUUCAGGAAGCAGCGUAUCUCAAUGGUGCAGAACUUAAGACAGUACUUCUUGAUCUACGAAGUGUUGCUCCACUACUUAAACAACGGGAAAUUUAACGACAGUCCAAGUACGAUGAAGUCUUGGAACGAGCUUAUUGAUUUGGAUAUUAUCCAGGAGUUUAUUUCAGGGUAUUAGAGGAAAAGGUUUGACAAAACAAAAUACAUGAACAUGUAUAAUGCGUUUUGAUUUUUUUGAUUUUGCCAGUCUGGCGUUGUAGCCGACCUUUUAUAAUUUCAGUUCACUUUUAUACAAUUUAAUAAAAUGGGUUUUCGGUUCACA